Cuscuta epithymum is the source of this 801-nucleotide messenger RNA. The record is from the annotation of a GenBank genome assembly. NCBI's taxonomy places the organism in Eukaryota, Viridiplantae, Streptophyta, Magnoliopsida, Solanales, Convolvulaceae.
CUUUAUAGGCCUAAAUACAUGACCCCGGUGGACUAUAAAAAUCAAAACAUGUCGACCAUAAAAGUCUCGAGCUAGGGUUUAGCUUAGGCGUUUGGGUCUCACUCCGUCGCUGCUCCACCGUCGAACUGAGAAAAUGGUUAAAGGACGUCAAGGAGAACGCAUCAGACUCUAUGUUAGAGGAACAGUUCUCGGUUACAAGAGGUCGAAGUCGAAUCAGUAUCCGACCACCUCGCUGGUUCAGAUCGAAGGUGUGAACACAAAGGAGGAAGUUGGAUGGUACCAGGGGAAGCGCAUGGCAUACGUCUACAAGGCUAAGACAAAGAAAAACGGAUCUCACUACCGCUGUAUUUGGGGAAAGGUAUCUAGGCCUCAUGGAAACAGUGGUGUAGUCAGAGCUAAGUUCAAGUCUAACCUCCCACCCAGGGCCAUGGGAAACAGUGUUAGAGUUUUCAUGUACCCAAGCAACAUCUAAGGCUUUUGUGAAUGUGCCUUUGUAAGGCUUUCAAAAAUCACCGAUGAUUUAUGGAGCUGCUGCAAUUUUACUAGAUAGUCGAGUCACAAUUGUUAUGUUUUGAUUUCAUAUGCUUUGUUUCCCAUCCAAUCAAUCUUCUUUUAGUAGAACACCCACCGGACAAAUCGUUGAGAUGAUUCUAAUUUUGCUCAUAUUUUGUACCUAUACAUGAUUGUUUACCUCUUGCUUUUUGAUACCAACCAACCAGCCUUUUGGUUCACUUCAUCAAUGAAUUAUUUCAAUUUUUCAUGGAAGGUAAAAUCCACGCAUAGUUGCUUUGUUUUUAAUUU